Molecule: messenger RNA, 2379 nt
Organism: Nomascus leucogenys (northern white-cheeked gibbon)
Lineage: Eukaryota; Metazoa; Chordata; Mammalia; Primates; Hylobatidae
Gene: SLC25A53
Product: solute carrier family 25 member 53
Exons: 3
Coding region: 256-1179 (307 amino acids)
Source: RefSeq, a predicted model, not a curated record
AGACAGGCGCGGGAGGCGGCACGGCGUCAAGUGCAGCUCGGACGCACGGACUGGGCCCAUUUCCCUUUCAUCCAUGAAGAAACUGAGCCAGAGAGAGACAGGUUACUCGUUUUGGCCUGUAUCCUGCAGCAAAUAAGUUACAGCAUCCAACCUAGCACUGCCUGUUGCUCUCUAGAUGCUAAUUCUUUGCCCUGCAGCAUUGUCUGAAGAGCAUUUUUGCACAGUUUCUUCCGUCUGCACCCAGUUGUCUUCAGCAUGGGGGAGCAGAACCACUCUCCCAGGAAGGAGCUUCAGCACAGGACGCGAGCAGAGGCUCCAGGAAAGGAAAGCUGGCAUUCCCAGGCCUACGCCCUUGGGGCCGUUUCCAACUUUAUGUCUACUUUUCUGACCUUUCCUAUCUAUAAGGUUGUGUUCCGGCAACAGAUCCAUGCCAUGGCAGUGUCAGAGGCUGUGAGACAGCUUUGGCAUGAAGGUCCUCAAUACUUCUACCGGGGAAUCUACCCUCCUCUUCUCUCCAAGACGUUGCAAGGGACUCUUCUGUUUGGGACUUAUGAUAGCCUGCUGUGCUUUCUCUCUCCUGUUGGGCCACACACCCUGGGACACCGCUGGGCUGCAGGGCUCAUGUCUGGUGUGGUGGAGGCUGUGGCACUCAGCCCCUUUGAAAGGGUGCAAAAUGUGCUCCAGGAUGGUCGCAAGCAAGCUCGCUUCCCCAGCACCUUCAGCAUUCUCAAGGAAUUCAACUCUUAUGGGCUUUGGGGGCGGCUGUCACUGGGUUACUAUCGUGGUUUCUGGCCUGUCCUGGCCAGGAACAGCCUGGGGAGUGCUCUAUAUUUUUCUUUCAAGGACCCCAUCCAGGAUGGCCUGGCAGAGCAAGGCCUGCCCCACUGGGUUCCUGCCUUGGUGUCUGGUAGUGUCAAUGGAACAAUCACCUGCCUAGUUCUGUAUCCUCUGAUUGUGCUGGUUGCUAAUAUGCAGUCCCACAUUGGAUGGCAGAACAUGCCAAGCCUGUGGGCCUCUGCCCAGGAUGUGUGGAACACUCGGGGCCGAAAGCUGCUCCUGAUCUACCGUGGAGGCUCCCUGGUCAUCCUAAGGUCCAGUGUGACAUGGGGCCUCACUACAGCAAUCCAUGACUUCCUGCAGAGGAAGUCACACUCCAGGAAAGAGCUGAAGACUGACUAGCUGCAGAAAGUGUGGCAUGGCAGCUUUGUUAUUCUAAAUCUUCCCUGGUUGGUUCUAUAUAGCUUACUUCUUUGGCUCGGUUGCCUAAUACAGCCAUCUUUUAGCAUCUGUAAACUCAUUGCAUGGGAGAAGUUCCCAACUACCAACAUGUUGAGCAAGGACAAAGCCCAACGGGAUUCCUUAGUCAAAAAGAAACGUUUGCCCCCGUCUCUCCACAGCUUCAGUAGCCUCAGAGCCAGGAAGCCUUUAAAUAACGUGUAACCCAGAUUAAGUGUCAUUCCUUUAAGGAAUUCCUUGGCAAUAAGUGGAAACUUAAAAAGAUGACCUUACUUAGGCACUUUGAGCUCUGGGACCCUCUAGGUGUCCUCCAGACCAAACUGAGUGGAACUCCAAUUUCAAAGAACUAUGCUUGACUCUCAGGAUGGGAAUUCCAUAAAACUUCUCAGAUGGCUACAUUUUCAUGAUAUUGUUCACUGCCUCUACCACCACCUCUCACUUCUCAAGGCUGUGGGUCCUACUUUCAGGGUAGCAGCUGUGGCUGGAAAUCCUAAAUAAGGCUUGCGUGAACUCGUCAGGUGCCACAAGAGCUAGUGGGGCUGGAGAUGGGAGUGAGAAGAGGCGUGGCCCAUGGAUGGAAAGAAUAAAAACUUUGAAAGAAAAGAUUUAAUUACAUGCAAAAUAGAAACAUUUGCUAUAGUCUGCUUGGUGUUAUCUGCUAGGACAUUUCUGAGAGCAAGGUGAUAACAUUGCCUAGAAACCAUUUGAGUUUCCCUAAGAAACCUGGAAGUGAAGUGACCAUAUCUCUUCACAGAUAAUUGCAUAUUUUGUUGAUGUGGUUAAUGUAGUUACUAUGACAUAAAGAUCAGAAAUCUUAGCCUGUCAUUCAGAGCCAUUCAAAAUAUGGUCGUCAUAUAACUUUCAACAUAUUGUCACUCCACUUACAUAAACCCCAAACACUACCCAUAAUGAACGAUUGUUCUCUCCCCAGACAUUCCAUGAACUUUCCCGUGGCCAUACUUUGGCCCACACUAUUCUUUCCACCUGCAGUGCUCCUUCUUCACGUGCCAAUCUACCAAAAUCCUUCCAGUUCCUCGAAGCCCAGCUCAGAGGUCACCUUCUCUAUGGAGCUCUUGAUUUUCCCCAACUGAAUGUGACGUUAGUCUCUGUGAUGCCCCUUUCUUUCUUUUCUUUUUUUUUUUU